Puccinia graminis f. sp. tritici CRL 75-36-700-3 is the source of this 2067-nucleotide messenger RNA. RefSeq lists its product as uncharacterized. The transcript has 7 exons. The record is from RefSeq and is a predicted model, not a curated record. The coding region runs from base 1 to 2067 and encodes 688 amino acids. Lineage: Eukaryota; Fungi; Basidiomycota; Pucciniomycetes; Pucciniales; Pucciniaceae.
AUGGGCAUUACCUCUUCAUGGGCCAUUCCAGCGUCCAAGCAACCCUUAUCAACAAUACUCCUGAUACUUUUACUUGGGAAAAUAAUCCACGCCCCAGAGGCACCUGCGGGUACACCUUUCGGCGUGUUUCCAGACCUGAGCCAAGCCCAACUCGUCGUUGCAAGAGAUAAUGCCAUAGAACAAGUUGACGAAAGAUGCAAGUUAUCAAUGAAGGAAAUCAUCCAGGGAAUGAUCGGCAGUCCUCUUAGUUCUGAACCUGAGAAUUCGACAAAAAGAGAGGCUCACCUGCCGGAUACGUUCCAAAGAAGAGGCGAUGCUGAUGAGCGCACUCGCACGUCUGACAAUGCUGACGCGGUUGCAAGGGGGCAGAAAAGGAAGUCGCAGCUCGAAAACACUUUCGAAGGUCAUUCCUCCAACGUAGAUACCGACCAAGGAAGCAGCGAUAAACGCCCUCGCACGUCUGAAAGUGCCCAGGCGGCGGGGGCAAGGGAGCAGAUAAGGAAGUCGCAGCUCGAAAAAAGUUUCGAAGGCCAUCCCUUGAACGUGGAUGUCGACUUGGAUCGCACAGCGGAAAGCAGAGAAAAACGCCCUCGCACAAAUGAAAAUGCCGACGCGCCAAGCAGUUCGACAGAUCCUUUGCAAUCGGGUAGUCCACCUCCUAUUACUAGCGAAGCUCGCACCGACCUCCUGACGCGUGUGAUGAAGCCACUAGCUCAUUGUUGGAUGGAUCACUCUGAAAUUGAUCUCAGGAAAAGAUAUUCAAGGAGGUUUAAAGAGUUGGCAGAACAACUUGAGGAUCUUCUUGUCAUCAUUAUCGAUGCUCCAAGAAGCCCUAGUCUUGACCGUUCUUCUAUGGGCAUCGAGUGGAACCUAUUGAGACUAUCGCUGGAACCUCUUAAACCUUCACCAAAAAUUUUUGAUCACCUGGCUGGACAGUUGUUUGCAAAAAUGUCGGAGAUGUGGGAUCUAUUAACGGAUCCUCAAAGUCUUCGCCCCGUCAAGCUCCCGUUAGCUACAAGCAAGGAUGAGGUAGCGGUCCCGUCACAUUAUGCAAUGAUGUAUCGCCUAAACGAUAUUUGGGUUGAAUUCCUCGCUGUUUCAGCAAAGCACGACUUGCUCAGUGACGGUUGUUUGGAAGGUUAUCUGAACAACAAAAACGCAGCGCACGGAGUCUACAAUUAUAUCAUGGGUAAAUUUGUUCCAUGGCAAAGUAUUGCAUCAUUAUAUCUAAAUCUUGACUUGAAGCUCGGCCUUGAAGAGAGUCGUUUUGCUCGUGGUGCACGUAGUCUCUGGAAGCUUACAUCGGAUGAAGUAAGAUACUCCGACAAAUCUACCCAUGAUACCUGUGUGAUGUCUUUUGUCGCACUUUUGCUCGACCACAUUUUCGAAACACCUAACCCACGAGGUGACGGCCCCGACUCCCAUUUCGAGAUACGCAGACAUGGGGUCUUGAUCAAGAUGCUACGAUACAUGAUGCAAUUUCACAUCAAAGGCGUUUCCAAUGAACUUAUGGCUGAGCUCCAAAAGAUGGACGUUUACCCACAAAUCCAAGCAUACGAUGAAGCCGCACUCUUAUUUUCGGAUGUACUUGACUCCAUGUAUGUCAAGUAUGGAGAAGUUCUUCAAAAUCUUUCACCACACGAACUGGUCGACAGGCGGAGAAGGCUCGACCUAUGGGAUAUAAUUCAUUUGACGAACAGAAGCCAAAGAAAUCAACCUUCCAUAUUUUCUCUCGGCGCAAACGUAGAGCUUCCGCUUCACUACAACCAGGGAGUCUCUGCAGAAAGUUCUAUCGGAAUCGAAAAACCCAAUUACAGAUUCAAACACUUACUCCAUAGGGAUUUUCAUUCUUUUCCUGAAUGGCGGAAACGGAUGGAAAAACUCGGAUCUGAGUUUUCUCAUCCAACUCCGCCAUCAAUAUUUAUCCUUGAACAGGAGAGUAGGGAGAUUGCAAAAACACUUCAAACCAGACUUCAUAAACUUUCCCCCAAACAGCAAGCUAAUCACUUGGACAGAAUUCUUCAAUAUUCCUUCUACCAAUCCUACUCAGUUGACAAUACAUUUUGA